Sebastes umbrosus (honeycomb rockfish) is the source of this 2907-nucleotide messenger RNA. RefSeq names its product large 60S subunit nuclear export GTPase 1 (gene lsg1). Gene Ontology annotation, cellular component: cytosol. The record is from RefSeq and is a predicted model, not a curated record. The transcript is spliced from 14 exons. The coding region runs from base 303 to 2213 and encodes 636 amino acids. NCBI's taxonomy places the organism in Eukaryota, Metazoa, Chordata, Actinopteri, Perciformes, Sebastidae. Gene Ontology annotation, biological process: ribosomal subunit export from nucleus. Gene Ontology annotation, molecular function: GTP binding; GTPase activity.
UAAUUCGUAAUUAAUAAAAUAUAUAAAUCUAUAUCUUCGAGUAGUUGAGGUGGAUUCGUCCGGAAAUGAGGCUCGAUUGGUUUCUCCCACUUCCGGUUCUUUAGACAACAACGUAGUGCACAUGGGGCGCAGUAGCUGGAGUCGGACAGCGUUUUAACACCCUGCAGAUAUAUUACAUUACAGCUUUUGUGUAGUAGUAAAGUAGUAAAGUAAAGUAAGUAGUGAGUGUAAAGUAUAGUAUAUAUAGUAUAUUAUUAUAUUAUAUAUAUUAUAUUAGAGGAGCGACAGCAUCAUCAGUGAGUAUGAGUAAGAAGAAAUCAGGCACUCUGGGCAGAGCUCUGAUCAAAGAGAGACUGCAGGCAGGCCGAGGAAACAAGAGGGGCGACACAUGGCGCCACACCAGUGAGCUGAAUGAUGGCUAUGACUGGGGACGGCUGAACCUGCAGUCAGUGACAGAACAGAGUUCCAUGGAUGACUUUCUGGCCACUGCUGAAAUGGCAGGAACAGAGUUUGUUGCAGAGAAACUCAACAUCAAGUUUGUGCCAGCGGAAGCCAGAGCAGGCUUAAUAACAGCUGAGGAGCGAACCAGGCUGAAGAAGCUGCAUGAAGACAACAAGCAUUUCCUCAGAAUUCCUCGACGCCCCCACUGGGACGAAGGCACCAGUACAGAAGCGCUUCAGCUAGCAGAGAAAGACAGCUUCUUGGAGUGGAGACGAGUGCUUGCACAGCUGGAAGAGGAACAGAAGUUAAUUCUCACCCCGUUUGAGAGGAACCUGGAGUUCUGGAGACAACUGUGGAGAGUGAUCGAGAGGAGUGACGUCGUCGUUGUAAUCGUCGAUGCCAGAAAUCCUUUGCUGUUCAGAUGUCCUGACCUGGAGUUGUACGUAAAGGAAGUGUCGGAGCAUAAGGAGAACAUGCUGUUGGUGAAUAAGGCCGACCUGCUGACCAGGGAGCAGAGGCGAGUCUGGGCCAAAUAUUUCCAGAAAGAGGGGCUGAGGGCAGUUUUCUGGUCCGCCCUGGCUGAGAACGAGAGACUUGACGCAGAGGAAAAGGGCAUGGAAGUGGAGGAUCCAGAGUGUGUAGAGAGUGACCCAGAAGAGGAAGGACAGCCAGACAAUGAAGCCAUGAUACAAGAAGGGGCGGCUGGAGAGGAGGAGGACGAAAAGGAGGACGAAGAGGGACAAGAGAGUGGCACAGACGAAGAGCAGCAGGUAAAGAUAAGUGUAGAUGAGGAGGACUGGCACAGCUGCUCAGAAGAUGAAGAAGAGAAAGGGACUGUUGGCUCAUCCAGUAAAUCCUCCUUCCACAACUCCAGCCGUCUGCUGCAUAAGGAAGAGCUGCUUGAGGUGUUUAAGGCUGCUCACAGCGGGCCCAGGUGUAAAGAAGGAGAACUCACAGUGGGACUGGUCGGGUAUCCUAAUGUGGGAAAGAGUUCCACCAUCAACACUAUUUUUAGGAACAAGAAGGUGUCUGUCUCAGCCACUCCUGGACACACGAAACACUUUCAGACUCUGUAUGUGGAGCCAGGCCUCUGCCUCUGUGACUGCCCAGGUCUGGUCAUGCCCUCCUUUGUUUCUACCAAAGCUGAGAUGAUCUGCUCUGGGAUCCUGCCCAUUGACCAUAUGAGAGAUCACGUACCUGCAGUCUCACAUAUAUGUCAGGUGAUCCCUCGGCAUGUGGCAGAAGGCACCUACGGCAUCAACAUCAUCCGACCACGAGAAGACGAAGACCCCGACAGGAUCCCCACCUCUGAGGAGCUGCUGAUGGCGUAUGGAUACAUGAGAGGCUUCAUGACGGCGCAUGGCCAGCCGGAUCAGUCCAGGUCAGCCCGCUUCAUCCUGAAGGAUUUUGUCUCGGGAAAGCUUCUGUACUGCCAUCCGCCUCCACAUAUUGAUGCUCAAGACUUCCAGCCGCAGCACAACAAGUUCCUGAAUGGAGACUCGGACGGCUGUGGCCUCUCCUACACAACAACAAACAAACCCAGGAAAAUCAAGAGAAUUGAAAAUGUGGUUGACAAGAACUUCUUCCAUCAGGCGAAUGUGCGGGCGCUCUCCAAGGGGGUUCAGUCUGUUAUGGGCUACAAGCCAGGCAACGGACCUGUCGGCCCGAAACAACCUGGAACAGAGACGGUGGUGGGAAAACCCUGGAAAAAACACGGCAAUGCGAACAAGAAGGAGAAAAUACGCCGUAUUACCAAGCAUCUGGACGCUUGAAGAUGAUCCGAAAUCAAAGCUCUUUAAAUUACAGAUCAUUUCAGCGGGAAUGGAAAAACCCUCAACUAUAGUUCACACGUGAUUCCAAAGGAAUUAAUGCUGAGCAGCAUCUGUAGGUAGAUGUGGGCCCUUUAAUCUUGUGUGUGCACUUUGAAAGGAUAUAUGAUCGUGUCAUGUACCGCUCUGGUUAGAAGAUUAUAUUAGUGCAAUGCAUUCCAUCAACUGGAUCACCAGUUGUACACCAGAUCUCACCACGGUGUUCGGAAACGGACUCAACAUCCAGCGGGUGUGAAUUUUGAAGACAUUGAAGAAGACUUUUUCAUUUUGUAUUUGAAAGGCGUUUCAAAAGACACAUCACAAUGUCUACAGUACCCAGAUAAAUCACUGUGUGUUUGAUAAUGCUUUUAUCCAGAUAUACAGUUUUGAUUAAUGUAAUUAAGAUGGAUUAUGAAAAUAAAUUGAAUAUUUUCAUGUUAGUGCAUAACUUCUUUACUCCAUUAUCACAAAGCUAUCAUUGGUUAUUGCUGCCCAGUGCAACGGUGGAAAGGAAAAUAAUCAAGAAUAUUUGCAAAUGUAGGGCAUAUGCAUUCAUAUAGAGGUUCAUCUUUUUAAAAGCUUUAUUUGCUGCAGUUUAUAAGUAUAAAAAUGUACAUUAAUCAAUAUUUUAAUGUCAACAUUAAACACAAAAUGACUU